AUGAAAGGAGAAAAAGAAGCAGCGGAUGAUAAACAUAUUCAGAGGUUGUAUUGUUCGAUUACGGAUCUUUCGUUGCCCAUCUUCGUUGAUAUUCUGCUAAGACUUCCUGUGAAGAUGAUUCUUCUUUGCAGGUGCGUUUCCAAAACUUGGCGUAGUCUAAUUUCGGACCCCCAAUUUGCCAAGCUGCACUUUUCAGGGCAAGAGGCAUGUGUUUUGCUUCGGACCUUGGGUUCAAAACGUGUGUCAAGAACGCUUUACUUGGUUGAGCCUGAAACUUGCCGCAAUUUUAAUCUCGGGUACUGCAGUUGUUAUGGUGACUAUUACACUCAUGAUUGCAUUAGAACUUGCCACAUGAAGCUUGACACCAAAUUGAAGAUCCCAUGGCGCAGUGAGGAACUGGCGCUCAAUGGUGAAGUUGGUGAUGCUCAAGGCAGUGGGUUUAAAAGGAAACGCUGCGUCAAAGUUAAACCCAAAGAUCAAAGAUUCAAAAUUGUGAAUUCAUGCCACGGUUUCCUUUGCUUGGCUGAGCCAACGUGUAAUGACCCUGUUGUUGUGUGUAAUCCAAUCACGGGUGAGUAUAUAAACGUUCCACGGGAUAAGAGGGCUAGUGAGAAAAAGAAAGAUUUUGUUGAUUGUGGGUUCGGUUUUAGUCCAAGGACUAAUCAAUACAAGGUGAUUAGAAUAUUUAAUGAAUGGGUUCAUGGUCGCAAGAGAGAAUUUAGGAUUACUGAGAUAUACACACUCGGCACAGGAUCAUGGAAAUGCAUUGAUGAUGGUCUCAGUUCAUCUUACAAGCUUGCGUUUCCCACCUAUCUAAAGGGAUUUCUUCAUUGGUUGUGUCUUGGAUUCCCAAGUUCUGAUUAUAUAGUUUCUUUCAGCUUUGACGAUGAGCAGUUCCAAUCGGUUCCACCACCUCCUCUUAAAAAUCAUGACGCCAACUGGGAUAGGUUGAGUAUGAUGCGUAAUAUCUCCAUGGGAGUACUGGAAGAUUGUCUAUGCAUAUGUGAAGCCUCCAAUUAUAUUAACAUAUGGGUUUUGAAGGAAUAUGGUGUCCCAGAAUCCUGGACAAAAAUGUUUUCUAUUGAUACCCUAACUGAUUAUAGGUGGCCUGUUGGUUUAUAUCAGCCAAUAAAGUACCUCGAAGAAGGAGCAGUAUUGAUGUUUCAUUAUUUUACAAGUUCUCUAAUCUGUUAUGACCCCAACGGACCAAAAUUUAAACAUCUUAAGACUUUUGGCAUUACAUCAAAAUUUGAUGCAAUUGCUCAUAUUCCAAGUUUCAUUCCACUAAAGGAAGCUGUUGUUGGAGAUAAUGUGGUGGUGCUGAAUAUCUAUUCAAGGCGUCUGGAAUUCAAAGUGCAUGGAGAGACUGAAGAUCUUUCACUAGUUGAAAAAGAUGAGGAUGGCAUCUGA
This is a messenger RNA of Cornus florida, 1410 nucleotides long. RefSeq names its product F-box/kelch-repeat protein At3g23880-like. Lineage: Eukaryota; Viridiplantae; Streptophyta; Magnoliopsida; Cornales; Cornaceae. The record is from RefSeq and is a predicted model, not a curated record. Gene Ontology annotation, molecular function: protein binding. The coding region runs from base 1 to 1410 and encodes 469 amino acids. The transcript is spliced from 2 exons.